Messenger RNA from Olea europaea var. sylvestris, 1990 nucleotides. Its product is annotated as probable carboxylesterase 120. NCBI's taxonomy places the organism in Eukaryota, Viridiplantae, Streptophyta, Magnoliopsida, Lamiales, Oleaceae. The record is from RefSeq and is a predicted model, not a curated record. Bases 909 to 1856 code for a protein of 315 amino acids. The transcript has 2 exons. Gene Ontology annotation, molecular function: hydrolase activity.
AAAGAAGGAUAAUAUGAGAACAAGUCGCGCUGUAGACAAUUUCACGGAUCCAAGUCUCCGUCUCACAGUCCCCACCGCAACUCCGAGAUUCGAUAAAAUUGUCUCGUUUUCUCAUUCUUUAAUCGAACCACCGACCUGUCCCUCCCUCCAUCUUUCUCUCUCUGCUCUCUGCUCUGUGUUCUCUGUUUAAUUUUCUUGGCCCCAAGCUCACACUUCUUUGAAGAACUUCUGAUUAUUGUAUAUCCACAUGGCCGAAAAUCUCAUUUCAGGCAAACAUCAAGAAUUAGUCUUAACGUCUUUUUAGGCUACAUCAGACUUUGCAAAAGUGAACUUUAAGCUCGUGCCUCGUGGGCCUGAGGCUCACCUCGCUGAACUAGUCCCCCGCUCGGCUCGAGCUCGUUUCAUCUAUGAGUUGAGCUUCGACGAGCUACUCGAACCUUUUGCCACCCCUAUCUCUUAACGCCCUCUCUCGCGCGCACACGAUUCUAUGGAGUUUGCUUCAAGAUGACUUCAAAUGGUUUAAAGUACGGAUGGCGAGUUAGUGGUGAGGAUAAACCAUGUGAAGACAAUUCAUAGUGGACAUUAUCAUUUCCUUUUGUUUGGCCUGAUAAGCUUGACCACAACUAUUAGACUUAGAGUUAGACUAAAAUGAAAUGGGAUAUCAAAGCAUUAGGGUCCGUUAAAUUUUUGCUAAUUGACAUAUAUGGAGGGUGAUUGAUGGAAAACAUUAUUAUAAACAUUGGUAAUUUAUUAUAUUAUAAUCCUUUAUCAGCAUGGCUUAUGGAUCAAUCAAAGGCAAUAAUAGAAUAUUCUCACGCUCCAGUCUAUAAAACAGGGCUUCUUCACUUAUAAUCAAGAAAACUUUGAAAUCUUCAUCCACAGCAAGUCAACAGCAUCACCCCUGUACCAUGUCGAAUCCAAUUGACCCUACUGUUGAUCCAUAUGGUUAUAUAGGCAUGGCCAGAAACCCCGAUGGGUCUAUCACACGUAUAUUUGAAGUUUCUACAAACACUCCUGCUUGUUCUAAUCCUAGUGAUUCUAGUCCAGUUCUAUCCAAGGACAUCCCUGUUAAUGAAUCAAACAAAACUUGGGUCCGUGUAUUCCUUUCUCGUAAAGUAUUCGAUUCUAAACAGGUCGAAAAACUGCCGGUUAUAGUGUACUACCACGGUGGUGGGUUAGUCCUGCUCAGUGCCGCCACUACCGUGUUCCAUGAAUUUUGCAACAAAGUGGCGAAUGAAAUACCGGCAGUGGUAGUGUCGCAGGAGUAUCGUCUUGCCCCGGAACACCGCCUUCCGGCAGCCUAUGAAGACUGCAUGGAAGCCUUGCAGUGGUUCAAAACCACCAGUGAUGAGUGGCUAACAAAAUAUGCUGAUUUCUCGAAGUGUUAUCUCAUGGGAUGUAGUGCGGGUGGGAACAUAGCCUAUCAUGUUGGCCUACGUGCAGUUGGAUGUAUUGAUGAUCUCAAUCCGGUGAAGAUCAGAGGGUUGAUAUUGCAACAACCGUUCUUUGGUGGGACAGAGAGGACUUCGUCAGAAUUAAGGCUACUCAAUAGUAAGGUGAUUCCACCGUGUGCGACUGAUAUAAUGUGGGAACUGGCAUUGCCAGUAGGUGUUGAUCGUGAUCACGAGUAUUGUAAUCCAAUUGCGGGAAUGAAAUCAGAGGUUUUCGAAAAAAUCAAGGAGCAGGGGUGGAAGAUCUUGAUCACGGGAUCUGAGGGAGAUCCACUGUUUGACCGUCAAAUUGAGCUCGCCAAGGUACUGAAAGAGAAGGGUUUGAGGGUCAUGGACGAAUUCUGCGAAGGAGGAUAUCAUGGUUACGGGAUAUAUGAUUUAUCGGUGUUCUCAAGAAUUUUAUAAAAUCUUUGUAAUUUUUCCAAAAGAAAUAAAUAAAUAAUUUUUUACAUUUUUGUUUUAUUAGAAGUGAUUGUAAUAUUAUGAACUUUAUCGGUCUUUUUGUGAGCAUCUAUAAAUGUUUUGACAGUAUAUGUUUC